Messenger RNA from Aedes albopictus (Asian tiger mosquito), 1768 nucleotides. RefSeq lists its product as uncharacterized. Lineage: Eukaryota; Metazoa; Arthropoda; Insecta; Diptera; Culicidae. The coding region runs from base 298 to 1104 and encodes 268 amino acids. The record is from RefSeq and is a predicted model, not a curated record. The transcript has 2 exons.
CAUUCUUGUUUCCGAUCGAAUUGGAUACGUUCGAAAGUAUACCUCGUUUGCAUUCUUGUUUUCGUUCGAACCUAUUCGAAGCAUUCGAUUUUUCGAACAUCACUUUUUUCGAAUGCUUGGAUCAUUCUGGUUUUCGAUCGAACGCGUAUUUUUGUUUACUUUUAAUUCGCUACUCGGUUCUUGCGGAUGCGGAUAACGAAACGCGAGAGUUUUUGCUUUGAAAUACAUUUUUAAUUGUUUUUCUUCAGUUCUACGGUCUGCUGUUACUAUUUUCUGCACCGCAGAAUGUAAGUAUUGAUGGUAUGUAAUUUACCAUUCAGUAUUUUAUUCCUAAAUACGCUUUUCAGGUCAAAACGAUCCAAAGGUAAGAGCACGAACAAAGACCAGUUCUUAAGACUGGUAGAAGAAUUGGAGGAGCAACCAGACAUCGCCAAGGGUUUUGCGCGAUUCGACACCGGUCCUUUUUGGGAGAAUUUGUCGAAGGAAUUGAACAGUCUCGGACCACCAAUAAAAACGUCGGGAGAGUGGAAAAAAGUAUGGGCCGACUGGAAAUCAAACUUAAAACGAAAACUUGCCAACAAUCGGAAGGAACAGCAAGCUACAGGAGGCGGUCCCUGCAAGAUCAUUGAGUUAUCUGCUCUGGAAGAGAGAGUUGUUGAUCUUGCUGGGCUUGUAGCGGCAGUAGAUGGUGUUGAUGAGUCGAUCUCAUUCGGCGCCCCCCUUGAGCCGGACGAAAAUAUGGACCCGGAAGCUGAAGACCAAGUAGACGGAGGCGUUGAUGAAGCAGCGGAUCGCGAAGGCCUGAGGGAACCAGCAAGGCGGAAGAGGCGUGCUCCAGCGAGCUUGGAUCUUCUUGAGUCGCAGGUGAAGCAGCAGAAGAAAUUCCACCACGACGUAGUGGAUGCAUUGCAGUCGCAAUCUAAAAAAAUGGAGGAUCUGGCGUACUACGCCAAACAGGUAUCCAAGCGGAUGCACGAGAUCCAAGCACUGCAAGCCGAACAGCUCAAGGAGCAACGGCGACACAAUCUCGAGAUGGAGAAAAUUUCACUCGAAAAAUUAAAGACUAAACGAGAAAUCCUGGCGCUUCAAUUGGAUCGUUUGUGAAUCACAUUUUCAAAUCUAAUUUUAUGUAUCUACUUACAAUAAAUAAAACUUACUUCUGAAGUUUAUUUGUUUAAUCACAGACAAACAGACGUUUCACUCUACUCACUUCUCAUGAAAAGGGUAAUUCAACGGCGGUUUCGAUCAUGGCGCUCGCAUCGAUUUUGCGCUUGUUUGACGUUUGCUCACUACCGCCACCUACUGAGUGGUUUGCGUAACACAGGUUGGUUAGUAUUGGGCGAUUAUGUUUUCAUGACGAUGAUUUUUAUCGCAAUUUGUUCCAAGUGAUACGUCUGUUUGUCUGUGGUGUUAUCAUUGGUGGCAAUUAUGGUGGAAUCUAUUGUGAUUUUCAUUGGAAUUCUUCCGAGAAAUGCUGCAGGGAUUCCUACGGGAAUUCCUACACGGAUUUCUCCAGGAAUUUCUUCAGGGAUAACUCCAGGAAGACGUCAAGGGAUUCCUUCAGGAAUACUCAAAAAAUUUCUCCAGGAAUUCUUCCGGGGAUUCCUCCAGAAUUUCCUCCAGGGGUUCUUCCAAAAUUUCCUCCAGAGAUUGCUCCAGAAAUUCCUCAAGGGAUUUCUCCAGUAAUUCCUUCAGGGAUUCCUCCAGGAGUUUCUUCAGAAAUUACUCCAGGGAUUGCUUCAAAAAUUCAUCCUAAAAUUCCUCAAAA